AUGCUUGAAUUAUCUACUUGUCCUCAAUUAUCUCUCCUUUCUAAUACUAAUCCGGAAUAUAUCGAAAUUGAAAAUCAUAUCCGAAAUACCAUGUCACUGGUAAAAAUUAUUGCAAUAAUUAAAAUUCAUUUGCCCAAAGAACCAAAAAAUUGGAGUAAAAAAAUAACACAGAGAGUUUAUCAUGGAACGAGAGCUAAAUGUGAUCCAAAUGAUAUUCUAGAAUAUGGAAUUUGUUGUAGCGAUGAAUUCUGUGGAAUGUGUGGAAUUCUAAAUUAUGGAAAUAAAUCAAAAUUCUCGAAGCGUGGAAAAAAUAUGUGGUUUUCAAAAAGUGCAUCAAUUGCUAAUUCGUUCUCUUUUAAUUUAAACCUACCACAAGAUUAUCUUCGUACAAUAUUCGUCAUUGAUGUGUUGAAUGUCAGUGACAACGAUACAGAUAUUAUUAUUAUAAAUCACGAUAAUGCGACUCUUCAGCGAUUUCUUAUACUUUACGAAUUUUAA
Messenger RNA from Diversispora eburnea, 498 nucleotides. The record is from the annotation of a GenBank genome assembly. Lineage: Eukaryota; Fungi; Glomeromycota; Glomeromycetes; Diversisporales; Diversisporaceae.